This is a messenger RNA of Brassicogethes aeneus, 648 nucleotides long. The record is from the annotation of a GenBank genome assembly. Lineage: Eukaryota; Metazoa; Arthropoda; Insecta; Coleoptera; Nitidulidae.
AUGCUAGUGAUGUUCGUAAAUUUUACAAAUACAAAGCCGAUGCCGGAAAUGUUUAAUUUGCGGAAGAAGAGCAAAUUGAAGGUCGAUAGAAUCUCUUUUCCGGAUUCGAAAGAAGAUGUUGGCGGAAUUCUUCCAAGAUUGGGCGAUGUGAAAUGUGCCGAUGGUUUGACCUACUGCGAGAAUUUUGAUAAAUACCCCUACGACCGGGUUCAAAAUAUAUUACAACACAAACCGGUGCACAAAGAAUUGUUUGGUUACGAUGAAGAACCAACGGCGUUCGUCCAUAGAAUGGAGGAAUUCGACGAACACUUUGUAUGUAAGGCCACGACUAGAACAAUCUUUCCUACUGUGGGAAAAAAUACGAACAACCAGUGGAAGUUUAUAAUCAACCAGAAAAAAGAUGGUUAUAUACAGGGUGUUCGAGUGGAGACUUGUCGUUUUCCCGGGAAAAGGUGCGAUAUUCUGAGCGAACUACCAAGCGGCUACGUGACCGCAUGCAAGCAGAAAUAUGUUUACAGGAGGUUAAUUUCUUUGAGUGAUAAUGGAGAACCUGCUAUGGAUACUUUUAUUAUGCCCUCAGCUUGUUGUUGUUCCUAUAAAAAGGAUUUGGAUUUUUUGUCGAGAAUAGGAAUGAAGAAAAAACGAUGA